Jaculus jaculus (lesser Egyptian jerboa) is the source of this 2820-nucleotide messenger RNA. It is a transcript of the gene Slc26a11, whose product is annotated as solute carrier family 26 member 11. The coding region runs from base 243 to 2060 and encodes 605 amino acids. Gene Ontology annotation, biological process: transmembrane transport. Gene Ontology annotation, molecular function: secondary active sulfate transmembrane transporter activity. Gene Ontology annotation, cellular component: membrane. NCBI's taxonomy places the organism in Eukaryota, Metazoa, Chordata, Mammalia, Rodentia, Dipodidae. The transcript has 16 exons. The record is from RefSeq and is a predicted model, not a curated record.
UAACAGGGAGAGGACAGAGAGCUGCUCCUGGAUGCUUGGUCCGGCCCCAUCUGCACAGCUUUGUUGGCCUCUUCUUAACAGGCCGUCAUGUCCUGGUGAAUUUAGCCACUUGGCUCAGCGUCCUUUCCCAAAAGGGAAGAUACUGUGUAGUCCUGACACCUGUGGGUUCUUCCAGAGGGAAUUGUGUUCGCUGAAGCCCAGCCCCUGCUUACUGGUCUGUGCUGCCCACUCUCACCCUAGGGAUGCCCACUUCAAGGAAGGCGCUGGGUCAGGCAGGGUCGCCCAGCUCCAGCAUGGCCACGGACACCUGCUGCUGCUCCCCGGCCUCCUUGCAGCGGAGGCUGCCUAUCCUGGCCUGGCUGCCCCAUUACUCCGCGCAGUGGCUGAAGAUGGACUUCAUUGCUGGUCUCUCGGUGGGACUCACCGUCAUUCCUCAGGCACUGGCCUAUGCAGAAGUGGCCGGACUCCCACCCCAGUAUGGCCUCUACUCUGCCUUCAUGGGGUGCUUCGUGUAUUUCUUUCUGGGCACGUCCCGGGAUGUGACGCUGGGCCCCACGGCUAUCAUGUCCCUCCUGGUUUCAUUCUACACCUUCCAUGAGCCUGCCUACGCUGUGCUGCUGGCCUUCCUGUCUGGCUGCAUCCAGCUGGUCAUGGGGCUCCUGCGUUUGGGGUUCCUACUGGACUUUGUCUCCUGCCCUGUCAUUAAAGGAUUCACCUCUGCUGCCACCAUCACCAUCGGCUGUGGACAGAUCAAGAACCUACUGGGACUGCAGAACAUCCCCAGGCAGUUCUUCCUGCAGGUGUAUCACACCUUUCUCCACAUCGGGGAGACCAGGCUGGGUGACGCUGUCCUGGGGCUGGUGUGCAUGGUGCUGCUGCUUGUGCUAAAGUUGUUGCGGGACCACGUGCCUCCCGCCCACCCGGAGAUGCCUCCCGGAGUGCGGCUCAGCCGUGGGCUGGUGUGGACUGCCACAACAGCUCGCAAUGCCCUGGUGGUCUCCUUUGCCGCCCUGAUCGCAUACUCCUUCGAGGUGACUGGAUACCAGCCCUUCAUUCUGACUGGGGAGACAGCUGAGGGGCUCCCUCCCGUGCGGACUCCCCCCUUCUCACUGACCACUGCCAAUGAAACGGUCUCGUUCACGGAGAUGGUGCAGAAUAUGGGUGCUGGGCUGGCCGUGGUGCCACUGAUGGGCCUCCUGGAGAGCAUCGCGGUGGCCAAAGCCUUUGCUUCUCAGAACAACUACCGUAUCGAUGCCAACCAGGAGCUGCUGGCCAUUGGCCUCACCAACGUGCUGGGCUCUCUGGUCUCCUCCUACCCGGUCACCGGCAGCUUUGGCAGGACAGCUGUGAAUGCCCAGUCAGGGGUGUGUACCCCAGCAGGGGGUCUGGUGACUGGGGUGCUGGUGCUGCUGUCACUCGACUACCUGACCUCACUUUUCUACUACAUCCCCAAGUCCGCUCUGGCCGCCGUCAUCAUCAUGGCCGUGGCUCCGCUCUUCGAGGCCAAGAUCUUCAGGACGCUGUGGCGGGUUAAGAGGCUGGAUCUGCUGCCCCUCUGCGUGACAUUCCUGCUGUGCUUCUGGGAGGUGCAGUAUGGCAUCCUGGCUGGCACCCUGGUGUCUGUGUUCAUCCUCCUGUACUCCGUGGCCAGGCCUAAGACCCAGGUCUCAGAGGGGCCGGUCCUUGUCCUGCAGCCGGCCAGUGGCCUGCACUUCCCUGCCAUCGAGGCCCUGCGGGAGAUGGUACUGAACCAAGCCCUGAAAGCCCCGGCGCGCUGUGCGGUCCUGGAGUGCACUCACGUCAGCAGCAUCGACUACACCGUGGUGCUGGGCCUUGGGGAGCUCCUUGAGGACUUGCACAGGCAGGGUGUCAACCUCGUCUUCGUCGGCCUGCAGGUGCCUGUGCUCCGCACGCUGCUGGCUGCGGACCUGAAGGGGUUCCAGUACUUUUCCAGCCUGGAGGAGGCAGAGAAAUACGUGCACCAAGACCCAGGGACCCAGCCAUACAACAUCUGCGAGGACUUGGUCCCCGAGCACAAAGUCGCCCUGUUGAAGGAUUAGUGGGGCUGGUGACGGGUGUCCAGUGCUGGAAGGUCUUCUGGAAGGUUCUUGUCACUGUGAUUUGAUGCCGAUGCCGCCCAGUAGACUCACCAGUGUGGAGAAGCUGAGGAAAGGCAGUGCGGUAGCCCCAGGAGAAGCUGGGAGCCGCGGUGGCCUGUGGUCCCCAGGUGGGACUCUGGUGUCUUCUGAGGCGGUUGGAUUCACUUCCCAGCUCUCCCUUGGGCAUGAACGUUUUAGGGGUAAUGGCUCCAAGCGAGCUUUCUCUAGAGUGACAGGCUGAGCAAUCCAGGAAGGUGCAGUUGUGUGCCCGGCUGGGAGAGGCACCCUCACUGACCCUGGCACUUGCCUGGAUCCAAGUUCCUCCUUGGAGUCAGGCCUGGCCUGGGAGUCAGGGAGAGUGGGCACCUCAGACGUGUGUGACCGUGGUGCAGAGUCUAGCCAUGUCUGAAGAAAAAACCAAGGUGUGCCAAACGAUGUUGCGUGUUUAAAAGUAACUGUUUUUAAAUGGAAAUUGUAGCUCUUGUGUUUUUUGUAAAAACCAGAAAUGUUUUUAAAAAUACAGGAACCCAUCCCUCCUGUGCACUGUUGUGGUCACCCCAGGUCCCCACCCCAAACGCAAAUACACAUGUCUGUCAGCAUGGGCUUCUGUCUGUGGUUUGACAUGGACUGGGAUCAUUUCAUACAUGGUGCUCCGUGCCCACGCCUCACGCAGUCAUCUGCGUGGCUUAUUUAUUGUGGUAAUAAACUGCAUUGAAAUAAA